This is a messenger RNA of Lacerta agilis (Sand lizard), 1038 nucleotides long. RefSeq names its product testis specific serine kinase 3 (gene TSSK3). Lineage: Eukaryota; Metazoa; Chordata; Lepidosauria; Squamata; Lacertidae. The record is from RefSeq and is a predicted model, not a curated record. Gene Ontology annotation, biological process: microtubule cytoskeleton organization; protein phosphorylation; intracellular signal transduction. Gene Ontology annotation, molecular function: protein serine/threonine kinase activity; ATP binding; tau-protein kinase activity. The coding region runs from base 136 to 969 and encodes 277 amino acids. The transcript is spliced from 2 exons. Gene Ontology annotation, cellular component: cytoplasm.
UUUCACCCCUCAUCAAAGGACCUUGUCUGGGCAGGAAAAAUGAUCUAGCAUCCUGGGCUGCAACCAAUGCAGACCCUGGUCUGGGAGGAGAAGGACGGCGAUGUAUAUACUUUGUGAUGACAUGAUGUCCUGAGAAUGACAGAUGAGCACGUUAAAGACACAAUGGAGGAGUUUCUUCUCUCCCAUGGUUACCAGAUGGGUAAAACCAUUGGAGAAGGGACAUAUUCAAAGGUCAAGGAAGCUUUUUCAAAAAAACACCAACGAAAAGUGGCCGUGAAAAUUAUAGACAAAAUGGGAGGACCAGAAGAGUUUAUCGAGAGAUUCCUGCCCAGAGAGCUCCAGAUCGUCAAGCGCUUGGACCACAAGAACAUCAUCCGAGUGUACGAGAUGCUGGAGUCAACGGACGGGAAGAUCUACCUGGUGAUGGAACUAGCAGAGGAUGGAGAUGUGUUUGACUGUGUCCUGCAAGGGGGGCCCUUGCCUGAGAGCCGGGCCAAAUCGCUCUUCCGCCAGCUGGUGGAGGCAAUCCGCUACUGCCACAGCUGUGGCGUGGCGCACCGUGACCUCAAGUGCGAGAAUGCGCUCCUGCAGGGUUUCAACCUGAAACUGACCGAUUUCGGAUUUGCCAAGCUGCUCCCCAAAAACCGAAAGGAGCUGAGCCAGACAUUCUGUGGCAGCACAGCCUACGCAGCCCCCGAGGUGCUGCAGGGUGUGCCCCACGACAGCCGGAAAGGUGACAUUUGGAGCAUGGGCGUGGUUCUCUACGUCAUGCUCUGUGCAAACCUGCCCUUUGACGACACGGAUAUCCCCAAGAUGCUGUGCCACCAGCAGAAGGGGGUCUCCAUUCCUGGCCACUUAGGGAUUUCUGAGGAAUGCCAGGACCUCCUCAAAAGCCUGUUGGAACCAGACAUGAUCCUGAGACCUUCCAUCGAAGAAGUGAGUUGGCACCCGUGGUUAGCAGGCUCCUGAGAAAAGGACCAUGUCAAAAACUCUCCCCAAAUAAAAGGGGACAGGCUGUUUCCAAAAUGCUCACAUAUA